Molecule: messenger RNA, 450 nt
Organism: Sparassis crispa
Lineage: Eukaryota; Fungi; Basidiomycota; Agaricomycetes; Polyporales; Sparassidaceae
Exons: 1
Coding region: 1-450 (149 amino acids)
Source: RefSeq, a predicted model, not a curated record
AUGACACACUUGAACGACCCCACCACCGCUGAACGCGCCCAGGAACACGCCUGGCACCGCGCCAUCGCCAACCUGCAGGCAGACGUCGAGGCAUACAAGUCCGCCGGGGACGCCGCCCAAAGAGCAGCAGCAGCGAGCACCGUCGCCCUCUCCCUCCGGCGCGCCGGCGCGCUGCACCCCGACCCCAGCGUGGCGCACAAGAUGGCGGAGGACGCGGACGCGUUCGAGCGCGCGGACGCGGGCGAGAAGGAGCGCAUGAUGCACCCCCUGCUGACCGGCCUCGCCGUCCUGCUCGGCACCCCGUUCGCCCUCGUCGGCGCUGUGCUCGUCGCCGCGGGCGGCGUCGUCUACGGCGUCGCGAAGACCCUCGAGGGCGUCGGCAGGGGCCUCGCCGCGGGCCCCGAGUACCUGUACGCGCUCUGGGCGCGCUCGCGCGCCCCGCAGAGCUAG